AUGCAGCUGGUCGCCCUGGCGGGCAAGGUGGAGAGAGUGGAAAAGGGCCUUCUAGCCAAGGGCAAGAAGACGUCCAAGCCGGGCCCAGCCUCGUACAAGAACAAGGCAACGAAAACGAAGCUUAAGCCUAACAUUCAGGUGCGCCCCAAGAGACAAGAACCUCCACCGACCUCGAUCUGCGGGUCGGACACGGAGAUCGAGGUGAACGUGGUGGACUCGGAUCGUAGCACGAGUUCCAGUUCCAGUGACGUGAUUACCUUGGGGAAUAAAAAGCUCAAGGAAGAGAAGAGGCUGCUAAGGGAGACACUUGACCCUAAAGUAUGCCCUUGUAACACCACUCCGGUCUGGGAGUUGGUGAAACAAAUGGAGUGCAUGUCUGCGGACCAAAUUGGCGCAGAAAUACUAAACAACAUAAAUGCUGUUGACAGGGUUGCCGGAGGAUCUAAAAAUCUGAAAGGAACCUUCGUCAAGCUGCUACGAGCGAGCACAAAUAACCUCAGAGCCGCAAUGAAGGCGCUCAUUUCUAAGGCCGCGAUACCGGCAGAAAGGAAAGAGGCAGCAGAAAUGGAGAGGCUCAAAGAGAGAAUCAAGAGCCUAGAGGAGACGGUAACGGAUCUCAACGCAAAAUUGCGUCAACAACAAAAGAAAGAUGAGAAUCGUACACAUGAGGUUGAGAACAAGUCCAGCUUUAAGUUCAGACCUGUGACAAAUUGGGAAGAACUUACAAUGGGGGAAAUGGGUACCACAGCCCAAGAUCCGAGAGAGACCGAGAUGAAAACGGACGAGCUCCCGGUCCUGAGACCCAUACUAAGGGGUACAAGGAAACGUCUCGAAGAACCGCCGACAAGUGUGAUUAUGGAGGACGUCCGGCGAGUUAUGGAAGGGGUAUCCAUCAGUUCGAUGGUAGUUGGUAGCCCACAAGAGGUGAAAAACAACUUGGCAAAUCUGGUAUCAAGAUGCCAGGGUGCAAUGGCCAGGAUCCCGGCCAAAGGUGAUGAAAACAGGAACAGACAACUAGUUCCGAAUAAGGCAUCUGACCACAAAGGAAAAGCGCUCCCGACCAUAACGAGUAUGGUGGUGGUCAAAGAGACAGCGAGGGGAAGCAGCAAAACAAGGCAAGGGAAAGUUACUCAAGCGAAGGCUCCUGCUAAUGCAGGAAAAGGAAGGCAGACUGAAAAGAGGUCGGAGCCUGAAAAACCAAGGUACACGAGUAUAACCCCGGCCGGCACGCGGGCGACGGUACAGCCACGACAACAACAGCCCAAGACAGACCCACCGCUAGGAAAAGAAGAUCAGAGAUCCUGGACGGAAGUGGUCCGAGGGGGAAGAAGAAAGGCAGAAAAAGCGAAAGCUAAAGCUGCCUCGCAAGCCAAAAGAACUGACACGAGCCAGAAUAAAGAAACAGGGAUAGCAGCAAACAGCGCUGCGAAGAAAAACGGAGAGAACAAAACGCGGCAGAAUACAGGUCCAGCACCCCGGAACAACGGGAUAAGGAAAGCUCCUAGGACCGCCGCGGUCUCUUUGACAUUCCCGCAAGGAGAAUACGAGGAGGGAAUGAGGAAAAUAAAGUCUAAGAUCAACCUAGACGAGAUUGGAAUCGAGGAAUUAAGACCCAGGAGGGCUCUUACGGGUGCCUUGAUUCUGGAAAUACCUGGAGAGAACGCCCAUGUUAAAGCAGACACCCUGGUAAAUCGGAUCAGGGAGGUAGUGGGCGACGCUCAGGGUGUAAGGGUAACACAUCCUGUCAAACUGGCUGAAGUCAGAAUAAAGGAUUUGGAUGACUCCAUCACCCAAAGCGAGAUAAGGGAAAUGGUAGAGAAAGUGGGACGGUGCUCGUCCCACGAAAUUAAAGUGGGCCCGAUAAGAGCGGCUGCAAACAGGUUGGGAACGGCCUGGAUUCAAUGCCCACUCGAGGCGGCCAAACGAGUGACAGAAACCAGCCGUAUAAGAAUCGGAUGGAUUUCUGCGCGAGUAGAACUACUAAGCGCUAGGCCACUUGUCUGUUUCCGUUGUUUGGAAAGAGGACAUGUCCGGGCGCAAUGUAGAAAAAAGACGGACCGCAGCAACACAUGCUAUCGGUGCGGAGUGGAGGGACACAAGUCCAAUAACUGCACGGCCAAACCGAAGUGUAUUGUAUGCAGCUCUAGGGGACUCCCGGAUGCACACAAGGCGGGAGGAGCAGCCUGCCCACCUGUAUCGAAAAGUGCGGCCAGGAAGAAGAAGCAAGAGGAGAAGAGAAAACCCCCAGUGAUGCCAAAUAAGAAGUCUGCAGAGAAAGAGGCUAAAACUGAUGGCAAUCUAAUAGACUUAGAUAUGGAGGUCGAGGAAGAGAAAACAGACUCAUUGACGUGGGACCACACGGACACGCCAGCUGAGCUGAGAACGAAGGUCUCCGACGGAUGCGAGUGGACCCAAACUGGGGAUGAAGCGAUGCACAUAGAGGCGAAUCUCAACCACGCCCGCCAGGCGCAGGACUUAUUCUUGCAUACCCUGGCAGAGCGUGGUUGCGGUUUGGGGGUUGUGGCCGAACCCUUCCGAGUUCUAAACCACCCGGGUUGGGCGGGCAGCGCGGAUGGGUCUGUAGCCAUAAUCUGGAGAAGGACAGGAAAAAGACACGUUCCCUGUUCAAAACUCAGAGAAGGAAACGGCUGGGUCCUGGUUGAGUGCGGUCCAAUUAAAGUAAUGGGCGUGUACUUAAGAUCCAGUCUAAGCAGGCUCGAGUUCGAAGAUAAAUUGGACGAACUCGAGCGAGAAAUAAGAGGAGUGCUCCCCGGGCCAGUUCUGGUCGCUGGGGACUUCAACGCUAAGUCCCCAGCAAAUUGGGGUUCCCGGCGACCAGACAUUAGAGGAGUAGAAGUUGUUACUUGGGCUGCGCGCUUAGGUUUAGAACUUGAGAAUAGAGGACAAGUGAGUACGUGCGUGAGGCCACAAGGCGAAUCAAUUGUGGACCUCACGUGGUCCUCGCCAGCAGCAGCGGGAUGGGUGGAGGCCUGGAGGGUCGUGGAAGAGGCGGAAACCUUAUCCGACCAUCUCCUCAUAGAGAUGGCAGUCACCCGUCCAAACGCGAGUAGGGAGGAGGACGUCCAACAGCGCGUGAGAUGGGCGAUCAACAAGAUCGAUCCUGACAAACUGAUGGCAUCGUUAGCAGCAGCCACGUGGACGCAGACGUCCCGCCGGUGGGACGUCGAAGAUGAAGCCAAAUGGUUUAAAGACACGCUGACUCGGGCAUGCGAUUUCGCUAUGCCCAGAGUCAAAUUUAUUCCUCGAAAGGCCGCCUUUUGGUGGUCUGAGGAGAUUAACAGACUGAGACGUAAGUCCGUACAAGACAGGCGGGCAGUGCAAAGGGCAAGGAGACGGGCGACUACGUCCCGUGAGGAACUUGAAGCACUGCUCACAGCAUACAGGGAGAGUCGUGAAGCCCUGAAAAAAGCGAUAAGAAGGGCGAAAGAUCAGGCGUGGAACGAACUCCUAAAUACGUUGGACGAGGACCCGUGGGGGCGCCCCUAUAAAAUCGCCAUGAAGAAGUUGGCGAGUGGGGCGCCACCAACAGUGGAAUCCUUGGAAGUAGGGUUCCUAGAUGAGGUGGAGCCUCAAGAUCAACAAGAGUGGCAAGAGGAUAUGAACGUUACAAAGGAAGAAGUCACGAGAGCGGCCAGGAAACUCAAGGCUAGGAAAGCCCCCGGUCCUGACGGGGUGCCUGGUGCUGCCUGGAAAAUGGCCCUGGGUGAAUUAAUGGUCAGGGUAACGACCCUUCAUACAGCCUGUAUGAAGGAGAGAAAGUUUCCGGAGAUGUGGAAACAGUCCAACCUCGUAUUGAUACCAAAAGAGGGCAAGCCGGCUGAUACCCCAAGCGGAUACAGGCCAAUCUGUUUGCUAGACGAGGCGGGCAAGACACUCGAACGUGUUAUUGCUGCCCGCCUCGUCUGGCAUAUGGAUAAUGUAGGACCAAAUUUGUCGGAUAGACAAUUUGGCUUUCGAGAAGGUCGAUCCACUAUCGACGCAAUUAGAGCAAUGGAGACCUUCGGAUUCCCGCAAUACCUAAGGGGACUGGUGGAGGACUACCUUAAAAACAGACAAAUUGCCUGUUUGGAUAGGGAAGGUAGAUGCCGCAGCUGGGCGGCAGGAUGCGGUGUCCCGCAGGGGUCGGUCUUAGGACCACUCCUGUGGGACAUCGCAUACAAUGAGGUAUUGGACACGGCCCUACCCGCCGGCAGCACAUUGGUGUGCUAUGCGGAUGACACGCUGGUGCUGUCCGGUGGGGUGGACUGGGCGGAGGCUACUGAUAAGGUUAAUCUGGCGAUAGCUUGUACUGUCAGGGCCUUUGACUAUACAGGACCAGGCAAAGUGGAGGCAACUAGCAGUCCAUGA
This is a messenger RNA of Vollenhovia emeryi, 4368 nucleotides long. RefSeq lists its product as uncharacterized. The record is from RefSeq and is a predicted model, not a curated record. Lineage: Eukaryota; Metazoa; Arthropoda; Insecta; Hymenoptera; Formicidae. Gene Ontology annotation, molecular function: catalytic activity; nucleic acid binding; zinc ion binding. Bases 1 to 4368 code for a protein of 1455 amino acids. The transcript is spliced from 7 exons.